This is a messenger RNA of Hippopotamus amphibius kiboko, 2006 nucleotides long. RefSeq names its product chaperonin containing TCP1 subunit 6A (gene CCT6A). The record is from RefSeq and is a predicted model, not a curated record. The transcript is spliced from 14 exons. The coding region runs from base 83 to 1678 and encodes 531 amino acids. Gene Ontology annotation, molecular function: ATP hydrolysis activity; ATP-dependent protein folding chaperone; ATP binding. Gene Ontology annotation, biological process: protein folding. NCBI's taxonomy places the organism in Eukaryota, Metazoa, Chordata, Mammalia, Artiodactyla, Hippopotamidae. Gene Ontology annotation, cellular component: chaperonin-containing T-complex.
GGAUAGCGCCUCCCGGCCACGCCGAACCGGCGCUGCGUUUUCCUCGCGGCGGGGUCCCUCGUUUUCUUCUGCUGAGUCAGCUAUGGCGGCGGUGAAGACCCUGAACCCCAAGGCCGAAGUGGCCCGAGCCCAGGCGGCGCUGGCGGUCAACAUCAGCGCGGCCCGAGGGCUGCAGGACGUGCUGAGGACCAACUUGGGGCCUAAGGGCACCAUGAAGAUGCUUGUUUCUGGUGCUGGAGACAUCAAGCUCACUAAAGAUGGAAAUGUGCUGCUUCACGAAAUGCAAAUUCAGCACCCAACAGCCUCCUUAAUAGCCAAAGUAGCAACAGCCCAGGAUGACAUAACUGGUGAUGGUACCACUUCCAAUGUCCUAAUUAUUGGAGAGCUUCUGAAGCAGGCGGAUCUCUACAUUUCUGAAGGUCUUCAUCCCAGAAUAAUUACAGAAGGAUUUGAAGCUGCAAAGGAAAAGGCACUUCAGUUUUUGGAACAAGUCAAAGUAAGCAAAGAGAUGGACAGGGAAACACUGAUAGACGUGGCCAGAACAUCUCUACGUACUAAAGUUCAUGCUGAACUUGCUGAUGUCUUAACAGAGGCUGUAGUGGACUCCAUUUUAGCCAUUAAAAAGCAAGAUGAACCUAUUGACCUCUUCAUGGUUGAGAUCAUGGAGAUGAAACAUAAGUCUGAAACUGAUACAAGCUUAGUCAGAGGUCUUGUUUUGGACCAUGGGGCACGGCAUCCUGAUAUGAAAAAGAGAGUAGAAGAUGCAUACAUCCUCACAUGCAACGUGUCAUUAGAAUAUGAAAAAACAGAAGUGAAUUCUGGCUUUUUUUACAAAAGUGCAGAGGAGAGAGAGAAACUAGUGAAAGCUGAGAGAAAAUUCAUUGAAGACAGAGUUAAAAAAAUAAUAGACCUGAAAAAGAAAGUCUGUGGUGAUUCAGAUAAAGGAUUUGUUGUUAUUAAUCAAAAGGGAAUUGACCCCUUUUCCUUAGAUGCUCUUGCAAAAGAAGGCAUAGUAGCUCUGCGCAGAGCUAAAAGGAGGAAUAUGGAAAGGCUGACUCUUGCUUGUGGUGGGGUAGCCCUAAAUUCUCUUGAUGACCUAAAUCCUGAUUGUUUGGGACAUGCAGGACUUGUCUAUGAAUAUACAUUGGGAGAAGAGAAGUUCACCUUUAUUGAGAAAUGUAAUAAUCCUCGCUCGGUCACGUUAUUGAUCAAAGGACCAAAUAAGCACACACUUACUCAAAUCAAAGAUGCAAUAAGAGAUGGCUUGAGGGCUGUUAAAAAUGCUAUUGAUGAUGGCUGUGUAGUUCCAGGUGCUGGUGCAGUGGAAGUGGCAAUGGCAGAAGCCCUGGUUAAAUACAAGCCCAGCGUAAAGGGCAGGGCCCAGCUUGGAGUUCAAGCAUUUGCUGAUGCGUUGCUCAUCAUUCCCAAGGUUCUUGCUCAGAACUCCGGUUUUGACCUUCAGGAAACACUAGUUAAAGUUCAAGCAGAACAUUCAGAGUCAGGUCAACUUGUGGGUGUGGACUUGAACACAGGUGAGCCAAUGGUCGCAGCAGAAGUAGGCAUAUGGGAUAACUAUUGUGUAAAGAAACAGCUUCUUCAUUCCUGCACUGUGAUUGCCACCAACAUUCUCCUGGUUGAUGAGAUCAUGAGAGCUGGAAUGUCUUCUCUAAAAGGUUGAAUUGAAGCUUCCCUUGUAUCAUCUGAAUCAUGAAGACUCUACAGAGUGAUCCCGAGAAUAUGACCAUGGAAUUUUUGUCCACGCUUCAAACAGUUUUCAAAGGAUUUUCUUUACCCAUAUAAAAAAAAGGAGAGAACACUGGCACCUAUUCAGGUCCUAAAGUUCUGAAAUUAUAAUUGCAGUGUUUUUUAAAUUGCACUGCAGUGUACACAUACAGCAGGCCAUACUCACCCAAUAAACAGGAUGUUUUGUUCUACCUUCUGUGAGAUAAAAAUACAUGUUAGAUAAGCAUAUGUUAUCUACCUUGUUAUUAAAUAUUCCUUGAGAA